Armigeres subalbatus is the source of this 714-nucleotide messenger RNA. RefSeq lists its product as uncharacterized. Lineage: Eukaryota; Metazoa; Arthropoda; Insecta; Diptera; Culicidae. The transcript has 4 exons. Bases 14 to 562 code for a protein of 182 amino acids. The record is from RefSeq and is a predicted model, not a curated record.
UGGAGCCAACAACAUGGCGAGUCGUAUAUUAAAAUAUCUAUUUCUAGUGCAGCUUUAUUGUACCGUUCAGGCAGCUGUGACGGUAUUGAUCGAAGAAGAUCUCCAAGAAUGUGACAACGGUAUGCCUCUAACCAAAGUAGACAUAACAGGGGUACAAAUCAUAACCGAAGAAAAUGGAACACUGACCGUGAAUGGGACGGCUCGCUUCGACGAUGAGUACGGAAAUCCGACUAUGUGGAAGAUGUACUCCAAACGGCUGCAGCGUGGCCAAUGGGUGACCGGACUGCUGAGUCGUGAAAUCUGGAACCUGUGUCCGGUGCUUCUAUCACCCAAUGAAUUAUGGUAUCCCCUGAUGGUGAAGAUGCACAAGAAUAGGUGUCCUUUCUCGAAAGGGUACGAAGAACACAUGAACAUGGUCAACCUUGGUAAUCCAGCGCAUUACUUCAAAAUUCCUCCGGAUUUUAUCGGCGAAUGGCAGGUGUACAAUGAAAUAACUACUUCCCGCAGAGGACAUCCAGAGAAAGAGUGCUUUUUAAUUAAAUUGACGAUUACGGAAGUUUAGGUUUCAUCUGUUCAUAUAUCGCUAGAAAGAAAAGUAGUACGUGUAACUAUUUACUCACAUUAAAGAAGUGUUUUUAAACCAGUGAUAUUGAUGUUGACCAUAAUUGUUAAAGUUCGUUUGGUACAAUCGAACGAUUUCGCUUAUCAACUCCU